AUGUUGGACGGCUCUUCCACAGCUGAUCGCAUUGCAGAGAUUGUCAGGAGAUUUGUGCAGGAUGGCGUGUCUGUAGCAGCUCUGGAUGUGGGCCAGGCUCCCACUUUGAGACCCACAUCGGCACUGCAGCUGACUCCGGGCCUUUGCUUCCUCGUUUGGCAAAAGAUAUGGAGAACUAUUGCUUUGGUUCCAGGUUCGAGGUGGGAUACAGGGUGCGAUAUUGGGCAGCUGUUGGUCGAUGUCAGGAGUCAGGCUAGUGGUUGUGACAAGCAGGGCCAAAGCUUAACAACGUUUCUGCCCCCGACAGAGUUGCAGCCAGCUCAUCAGUUCUUCAAUUUGUUGGCAGAUGAUUUGUGUGAGUGGGGUCGUGCAAUUAUCAGCUCAUCGACGGAUCCAGAUACAACCGCAUCAGAGCUGGAGCAAUACGUGAUUUGGCUGAACAGUAUGAGGGAAGCAACUUCGACGAAACGAGUGCUAGAGCAUAUGUGGGAGCCAAUCUUUUCAGCAGACGGGAAGCGCCUACAAGCAGGGCGUUUCAGCAAGGUUACUCAGUCCCACGGCCGAUACCGAGCACUCUUCUUGAUUCAAUGUGUGCUACUUGCUUUCCAGCUGAAGUCAUCAUCAUCCGUUGCGGUUUCACUGCAACGAGCGUUCGCCGUGCUUCCAGAUAUUUGGCGCAAAACACUCGACAACUGCUUUGCUAUCGAGUUUGCUCCCUCAGGUGCAACAAUCUCACGUUCGAGACUGUAUUUGGACACAGCAUUCAUGCUGUAUGUUCGGGAUAAGCUGUGUAAGCUGACUGAAGAGGGCAGUGCAUUCUUCGUGCUGAUGGACAGUUCUCCGCAGGGUUUCCAAAACUGGAUGAUGACUGAGGUUUUCGGUGUGGAAGGCAAGAUGCUCUUGCAUUGCGCAGGCAUAUUCUUUCACCUAGCAGGCUGGAGCAAAGAGAUUGAGCAGUCGGACGCUCAGGACGCCGGCCUAUCUGUGGAUGACUUGAGAACCAUUCUGGAGGUUCAUGCCUUUCUUCAUUCCUUGCGCUUGGAGCACAGCACAUGGGCAAAACUUCAGUCUUUCUUAGAUUCGACUUCUGCUUUUACAUCCGACAUGGGGACAGAGAUGAAAUUCAAUUUGGCAUCGGUUGAUAUUGCCAAUUUUUUCCCUCGUUGGGGUGAUGGCAGCGGCAAUUCGCACUUGUCACUAGAUUUUGGUGAUGAUUCAGGCAACCGUGGAGCAGAUGUUGUAUUGGAUGAUGGUGGCGGGAUCGGGGAGGUGUUUGAGCAGCCUGCGGCAGAGGUUUCGAAUCUGGACCUCACUGGACCUCUUUUCGUUCCGGGAAUGUUCCACGUGAUCGAUAAUGCCACGAAGGAUGUGCUACGGAAAUCAGAAGUAUGGGAAAGUUCUGUGAGUCCUGUCCGAUCAAUGCUGGAAUCAGUGCUGUUGUUCUUCAAUGCUUUUCACAGACGCAAAUGGUUUGUUGCAAGGUGUUGCGUUGGAGUGUUUCAGUCUUGGUCGAUGUGGUUCGAGGGCGCGAGUCCAAAGUUAGAAGGCGGUCGUGCUUGGGGUGUUGUCUCCAGCGGAGUGACUUGGGUGUUGGAGCGGCGGAACAUAUUGCAGAGAUCGUGGGAUUCCCAGCGUUUGCUUGCUGGGGGGGCAGACGCUGAGAGCGAUGCAGGAGGGCAAGAAACGAGUAAGUUGGUAACUCGUGUAGAUGAAGCGAUUCGAAGUCCAAUCUUUUGGGCAUUCCUGGAGCUGUGUGGCACAAUCACAAACAUGCUUGACGAGAUUACACGUUGGACGCAGGGUUGUGCCUGUCACGGACGUGCCCUCAGGUCCCGUCUGGAGCCGCUUCUGCGUGGCCAAGGCCCUCUGUCAUGUCCGAUGCGGGGACGCCGAGCACCGGAGAUUGCAGAAGGUGCCCUGGGCAGACUAAUCGAUGACUUGUUUCGGUACAAUGACUCCCAGCUAGCCCUGGUGCAUGCAGUGAAUCUCCCAGAUGAAGAUCGCAGCCGGCUCCUGUUGGAUUGGUCGGCCAUGAAAGUUCACAUGCGCAUGCAGUUUUCGCUGAAGCUUAGCCCCUGGAACCAUUUGCCCUUGAGCUCCUUAGGUCUGGGGCAUUGGGAUCAGUCUGUUGCUCAACGGAUGUUGUGGGAUUCGCUGGUAGAAUGGGAAAACUUGUCUGAGGAGCAAAGGCAGACAUCCCAUCCACACAGCAGGCAGCUUUUCCUGGACUUGCGCACUGAGGUAUUGGCUUUCAUUCGGUCCGAGCCUUCCGACAGUUGGCCUGCAUUGGAGGUGCUCCGAGCACGUGCGGCUUUCACACCGGUUUUGGAACAAUCCAUUGAACGGCGACACGCCAUUCUCCACCAACAUUUGAAAUGUGCGCCGCACCACUCCGCCCCAUACGUAUCGUUGUGCGAACGUAAAGAUGAAGUGAUCGAGGUGGUGUCUAACGGCGAAGCUGAGAAGCUCGCGCAGUACUGCGAGAAAACCCGCUCCCCAGCACUCGUUGCGGAUGCCCUAGGCUUGACACUGCACGAUGAGUUUGCCCCACACUUACACGCUGUAACUCGAGCCUUGGCUGUAAGCAUACCCCAUACUUUGGUUGCCUCUGUCGUGUACCGCUGUGACCUUCGAACACAGUACAAGGUACUGCCUUCGGUGCAUUAG
This is a messenger RNA of Symbiodinium sp. CCMP2456, 2667 nucleotides long. NCBI's taxonomy places the organism in Eukaryota, Dinophyceae, Suessiales, Symbiodiniaceae. The record is from the annotation of a GenBank genome assembly.